Penicillium cosmopolitanum is the source of this 831-nucleotide messenger RNA. Its product is annotated as regulator of G-protein signaling domain-containing protein. Lineage: Eukaryota; Fungi; Ascomycota; Eurotiomycetes; Eurotiales; Aspergillaceae. The record is from RefSeq and is a predicted model, not a curated record. Bases 1 to 831 code for a protein of 276 amino acids. The transcript is spliced from 2 exons.
AUGCGCCCGACGCUUAACGACGUGUUGGCCAACACCGCCCCGCCCCCCUACACUCUGAGCGCUUUCAUGGCCUACCUCUCUCAGAAUCACUGCCUCGAGACUUUGGAAUUCACCCUCGAGGCUCAGCGCUACCGCGAUACCUACCUCUCCCUCGCCGAGCGCCUCGGCCAAUCCACCCUCACCACGGAUACCCCGGAAAGCCAACAUCUACGCAUGCUCUGGCAGCGUCUAUUGACGGCCUACAUCUUCCCCGGCGCUCCCAGGGAAAUCAAUCUGUCAAGUGAAGUUCGGGAUGGACUGCUCCGCCACCGUGACGUUGCUCUCCCACCUGUACCGGAAACACUCGACUCGGCCGUGAAACGCAUCCACGAUCUCAUGGAGGAAUCCAUCUUCCUCCCCUUUCUCAACGCACACACCACAUCACCCACCAUGCCGCCACUCGGGUCCGAUCUCGCGCCAGACGGACAUCCCCCCCAGUCCUCGACAAAGGAUCUCCCUCUCCCUGCACCUGGCGGCCGCUCGAAUCUGUCCCUCGGUGCAGUUCACGCCCUCGGUAAGCGGGCUUCGGGUGCUCUCCUUAGUACGAGUGGUGAGUCUGUCUCGCUCGCUCUGACAGACGACUCAAGUCCGCAGUCAAGUCCCACUGCUGAGGAACCAAUGACACCACCGACCACCCCGCCCGCCAGCGAGCCUCAUCUCCCAAUGCACAGCCCCAGGCUACGCACCGAGAAUCCCUGGAAGAAGAUGGGUAUGAAGCUGGGCUUCAAAAAGCGGUCCGGCGGUGCCAGUGGCUCUCGCGGUGAUCCUAAAAUCCUCGGUCUUGACGACUGA